This is a messenger RNA of Penaeus monodon (black tiger shrimp), 519 nucleotides long. RefSeq lists its product as uncharacterized. The record is from RefSeq and is a predicted model, not a curated record. The transcript has 3 exons. Bases 109 to 408 code for a protein of 99 amino acids. Lineage: Eukaryota; Metazoa; Arthropoda; Malacostraca; Decapoda; Penaeidae.
CACACACACGCACAGACACACACACACCAUUAUAAAAGCCCUAACUUAUAACGCAAACCACAUACUUUCAGCAUCAGCAGACUCCGCGAAUCGGGCUUGCUGCAAAAGAUGUUACUCGACUGGUACCCCGAUUCUUACUAUUCGUGCCCAGACCAGCCUGUCAUUGCCUUGGGCCUCAAGCAGGUGUUCACGGCAUUCGUGAUGCUCGGGUGCGGCGCCCUGGCAAGUGGCGUUUUCCUGUGCCUGGAAAGAACUGUCUUUCAGUUUCAUUAUCACCAGCGAAGGAAAAGGGAUCAGGAACUAAGUAGAGGGACGCUUGCCCAGACGAAAUACCUUGAGUGUGAAAGUAAAAAUUACAGCCUCUGUGGAAACAAGAGGAGAAUAUUCCAGGUCAAUCAUGAACAAUAAAUAUUAUGUUAAUAAAUAUAAUGGAUACAUUUUCGAAUUCUACACGUAUGAAUUAAUGGACUGUUCAUACAUUUUUUUUUUUUUAACGGUAGGUUCAUGUUUGAGCCGCCA